AUGCUUGAAGACAACGACGACGAAACGUACAGCAUUCGGGAUAUGCUAUUCCCCAAGCUCCCCUUUAAGGAGCUUGGCAAGCCAAGAGAGGCGUUGCAAAAAGUCUCCAAGUCGAUGACCUUGAAUUCGGGCAGAGACGCCGGUGUCAAAGAUAUGCGGGACCCGAUAAUCUUCUGCGACCUAGACCGAUUUGAAAAGAUCGCCUCUGUCAAAGCCGGAGAGCCGGAUGCUUACAGAAACAAGCUGACAAACAAGAUCGACGAUGACCCAAACGGGAUGCUCGUCACUUGUAUGAAUGAAAAGAAGAUCACCGGCUAUUCCAGCAGAUUUGAGGGGGAGGAUUCGGCAAAUAGUCAGGAUUUCAUUCAACUUUGCCCCUGGUGGUUGAAAUUGAUGGAACGAGACGAUGUUCAAAAGGAUCUCAGUAAAUGGGAUGACGCGAAAUGGGCCAAGAUGAAUCUGGAUCAUUAUGAUUUCAAGCCAACGCAGGAGACUUGGCUAGAUACGAUUUACACAUUUGAGCGUACUCUUAUCCAUGAGUUCUCUCACACGGCCAAUGGUGGUAUGACGGCAGAUAUGAAGGGCCCGGAUGGAUCGACGCUGUAUGGAUGGCAAAAAUGUGCCAGUCCCCCGCUCGGUCUUAAGAUGUAUAAUAAUGCCGACUCUGUGGCCCUGUUCUGCGUUGCCGCGGACUUGGCGAAUAAAAAGAUGCAGAGGCCAUUGAAGGAUGGAAAUUUGAAGAGAUUGUGUGCGGGCCCGGGCAAGCCGUACCCGGGAAGCAAUAAGAAAUGUGAUAUAAUGUAG
Messenger RNA from Aspergillus candidus, 804 nucleotides. RefSeq lists its product as uncharacterized. NCBI's taxonomy places the organism in Eukaryota, Fungi, Ascomycota, Eurotiomycetes, Eurotiales, Aspergillaceae. The transcript is spliced from 5 exons. The record is from RefSeq and is a predicted model, not a curated record. Bases 1 to 804 code for a protein of 267 amino acids. Gene Ontology annotation, molecular function: metallopeptidase activity.